Molecule: messenger RNA, 565 nt
Organism: Harmonia axyridis
Lineage: Eukaryota; Metazoa; Arthropoda; Insecta; Coleoptera; Coccinellidae
Product: 40S ribosomal protein S20-like
Exons: 2
Coding region: 160-522 (120 amino acids)
Biological process (GO): translation
Cellular component (GO): ribosome; cytosolic small ribosomal subunit
Molecular function (GO): RNA binding; structural constituent of ribosome
Source: RefSeq, a predicted model, not a curated record
AAAGAAGAACAACUUCUAUGGACUAAAAUGUCUACCAGAUCUAACCACCAUACCAAGCUCUUUUGAAACGUUCAUAGUGAAAGACUAAGGAAUUUUUUCUUUGAUUUUCUGGUUCAGCGCUGAUCAACUGAUUAACUCGACCAGAAGGAAAUAUUCAUUAUGGCCACUAAAGAAGUAAAUCCCGAGAAAAUUGGACAGGAAACCACCCCUGUCCACCGCAUCAGGAUCACCUUGUCCUCACGUAACGUCAGUUCUCUGCAGAAAGUCUGUAAAGAUUUGAUCAAUGAAGCCAAAAAGAAGAACGUAAAGGUUAAGGGGCCUGUACCUAUGCCAACCAAAACACUCCGUAUUACCACCCGUAAAACUCCUUGUGGUGAAGGUUCUAAAACUUGGGACAGAUUCCAGAUGAGAAUUCACAAAAGGGUUAUCGAUUUACACUCGCCUUCCGAAGUUGUCAAGGAAAUUACCUCAAUUUCUAUUGAACCUGGUGUAGAUGUUGAAGUUACUAUUGCUGACGAAUAAGUUUUAGGAUGUUAAUUUCUAAUAAAAAAGUCUUAAAAUAAAA